CUCCUGCCAACUGUUUGAUAUUUCAUCAGCCUUCGAGUCGAGCGGAACACACAAGAGCUGGUCGAGAACACCAGGGACAAACGAGGCACUUGUUCACCACCGGCAUCGUAUAUACAUCCCCUCGCAUAACUGCAACGCUUUGUUGGCAGCCGUUAGACAUUUAACGCCCUUUUUCUCGAAUCAUUUCGAUAAUCCUCAGAGCAACAUAACUAAAAUGCCGCUUGACUACAGUAAAUGGGACGCGCUGGAGCUCAGCGACGACUCGGACAUCGAGGUGCACCCCAACGUCGACAAGCGAUCCUUCAUCCGGGCCAAGCAGAACCAGAUCCACAUGGAGCGGGCGCAGCGCAAGCAGCAGAUCGAGACGCUCAAGUACGAACGCAUCGUCAACGACGGCCUCCUGAAGCGCAUCAGUGCCCUGCUCGCCUCGCUCCGGGCGCACGCGGCCGACGCGGCCAGCGGGGCCAAGAACCCGGCCGAGGUGGCGUUCCAGGCCGUCAUGGAGUCGGCCCAGGGCACGAAAGCCGAGGACGAUCGGCCACCGAAGCGGCCCGAGGGCGUCCACGGCAGCGAGGAGGAGCUGCCGACGUACACAAAGAUGAUGGCGACGCUGCUGGACCAGGUCAACAAGGCCAUGGAGGAGAAGAAGGUCACGCAGGAGGAGAGGUACGGCGCAAUGACGGCUGAGAUUGAGGAGCACCUCAAAAAGGUGCAGGCUCUGCAGAAAGACCUGGAGAAGAAGCUGGCCGAGCUCGAGAAGGAGGAGAAGAGCAAGAUAACCAGCGAAAGCAUUCACACCGGUUUCGACACCUCGCACGUCAAUAAGGCCAAGGCCGCCGAUGCCGCCAAGGCCUCCUCGAGCAGCCAGCCUGAGCUGCUGAACCCGAACUUCAAGGGGAACACCGGCAAAGAAAUCACGGCCCAGGGCGGUGGAGCUCUGGACGACGACGACGAGAUGGAGGCUUCCCCCGCGGCGAGGGAAUUUGCCAAGAUCAAGCAAGGCGAUUACCUCGCCUCGCAACAGUUCCUGACGUCACACCCGCAACUUUUGGCCUCAGAGCGGGAGACGGAUGGGCUUUUGGUCCUUGCAUUCGAUGCUCAGCUGCAGAACCGCGACGAGGACGCCAGGAGGUACGUGCACCAGGCACUGCUGCUGCAGUACUGCCGCGCACUGGGUCGGGACGGAGUGCAGCUCUUCUUCAAGAGAGUGACGACAAAGGGUCACCAGGCUCAGGAUAUAUUCUUCAAGGACGUUCAGGAGACGUACGGCAAAAUCAAGAACCGUGCCGGUGAGAUCAACGCGCAGAGGGCCAGGGACGCGGCCGAGGGCAAGCCCGACGGCGUCGAGCAGAUUCAGCUGCACGCCGUCGAGCCCGGAACGGUCAUCAGCAUUCGCGUACCGGAGAAGGACAGCUCGGACCCGGGCGAGCAGGCAGCCAGGGCCAUCUUUGACGGCUUCAGUCCCGAGAUGAAGGCCGCGCUGGAGACGGGCAGUCUGGACAAGGUCAACAAGGUCCUGGGCGAGAUGGAUGUGGCCGAAGCUGAGGAGCUGGUUGGCAAAUUCUCAGAGGCUGGUGUGCUCAGCGUCGAGGAGCAGAUUAUUGAUACUACGACAGAGGAGGGCAAGGCGCAACUCAAGGAGAUUGAGAAGAAAGGUUCCGAGUCGCAGUUUGCAGAUGACCCGGAGUAGUUUUUUUUUUUUUGUUUUUUUUUUUUUUGUUGCUACCUACCUCACAAGCCUGUAGAUCCCACCCCAACAUGGGUAAGGUACAUACAGAUAGUUGAUGAUGCAUUGCUAUGGCGUUGGGUUCGGGCUUUUGAGAGGGGUAUAUGUGCAUCAUGGAUAUUCUGGAUGGCUAUUUAUCACAAAAGUAAAGACACGAGCAUUUAAAUUCGACAAGGCCAAAAAAAGCAUACGGAGUAGAGUGUAAAGUUACCAUUUUGCUUUCAUUACUGAAAAAGUAAAGCACUAUCUUGGUCGCUUCGAGGCUCGAAUUUAUAUGGGUUGUCAGCUUACGUGGAAAUACAGCAUAGCAAAGUUGCGCGGAUUAUGUAUGGUAGAGUAGCAGCCUAUACGUUGUCGCACUGCGUAAUGUUCCGAAGGUGCAGGCAGCAAGCAAGCAUAGCUUGCGUAAACGACUUGGUGUACCCAAUGUGCUGUAGGUACGAACGACAGAUUAAGAUGUGGUGGUGUGUGACGGAUCUGAAGAUCCUAAUGCUGUGCCACGCUAAAAAUAGUACCCUGACC
Molecule: messenger RNA, 2248 nt
Organism: Pyricularia oryzae 70-15
Lineage: Eukaryota; Fungi; Ascomycota; Sordariomycetes; Magnaporthales; Pyriculariaceae
Exons: 3
Coding region: 215-1690 (491 amino acids)
Biological process (GO): protein stabilization; protein folding
Cellular component (GO): cytoplasm
Molecular function (GO): protein kinase binding; heat shock protein binding; protein-folding chaperone binding
Source: RefSeq, a predicted model, not a curated record